Solanum verrucosum is the source of this 3559-nucleotide messenger RNA. RefSeq lists its product as uncharacterized. The record is from RefSeq and is a predicted model, not a curated record. Lineage: Eukaryota; Viridiplantae; Streptophyta; Magnoliopsida; Solanales; Solanaceae. The transcript is spliced from 13 exons. Bases 1 to 3243 code for a protein of 1080 amino acids.
AUGGGUCGAGAAAAAAUAUUUUUGUGGCUGAUUUUGCAUUUUUGUAUUUUCGUCGUUUUGAGUAACGGAGUUCGAUGCGAUGGCUCAGAGGUUACUUUGAAGUUAUUGACUACUCCGCGUGAAUUCACAAACCGGAAUUUUGCGAAUUUUGCUUUUCAAGUUUUGGCCGGUGGUAAUGGUGACAUUUGUGCGGAUUGUUCAACUAGUUGUAAGUUGGAUGAUUAUGUGCCUGCAGUUUGUGAAGGUGGAGAAGUUUCUUACACACGGUUGCUUGAUGGAAAUCAUACUUUUGAAGUUUGCACCAAUGGAUCUCUUGGAGUUGGAUGUGCUCACUAUAACUGGACUGUUGACACUAUCCCCCCUACAGCCUACAUUACCACUCCAACAUCUUUUACAAAUGCUUCCAAUGUUUCAGUGGACAUAACUUUCACUGAGCCAUGUUGGAGCCAAGGUGGUUUCGGAUGUGCUUCCACGAAUUCCUGCAAUCUUCUCGUUUAUGGAGCUGGACAGGUCGUGCCAAACACACUCAAUGUUAUUGAGCCAGACCUAAAGUUUUCUGUUGUCGUGAGUCUGUCUACACGUGAUCAGUAUGGAAGAGUGAUCUUGGUAAUGGAUAAAAACUUCUGUUCGGACCCUGCUGGAAACAAAUUUAGAAGGACGGACAAUUCAAGUUUAUUUAUACAUUUUGAUAGAAGGACAGUGUUCGCUGACAUAAGGACUCGUAUACCUGAAAGGCUACUUCAAAUUGACAGUGAAACGAGAACCGUGCGAGCAACAAAUAGUACUGAAAACAUGGAGGUGUAUUUGUACUUUAAUGAACCAAUUUCCAACUCAUCUACGGAAAUUUUGAAUUCCCUGAGCAUAAGUCAGGGAUUGCUUACUCCCAUUAGUGGAAAUAGCUUUGGAGAACGUAGAUUUGGAUUUCAGGUUAGAGGUAUAUCACAGACAGCCAUAGUGACAUUGAGCGUAAGAUCAGACUUAAUAUUGAGCUGGCAGGGAACCUCCAUUGCUCCUGUAGCUCCUGUUACUUUUCUAUACGAUAUGCAACGGCCUGCUGUCAGGUUGAGCACAACAUCUAGGAUGAGGACCUGUGACGAGCAAAUUCCUGUACUGAUAAAGUUCGUUAAGCCAGUGUUUGGCUUUAAUAGUUCUCAUGUAUCCAUCUCUGGAGGGCAGUUGCAGAGCUUUCAAGAAAUGAGUAGAAGCAUGUACACUGUCAAUAUACAAGCCAGAGAUGAUUUUGUUUCUGUGAGCAUCCCUGAAAAUGUAACUGGUGAUGUUGCUGGAAACAUGAACCUACAAUCUAAUAUUCUCCGGCUCAAGCACUAUACUGUACCGGUAAUAUCUGAAGUGCUUUCCAUCUUGGCAACUUCUGCUUUCGUGGUUACGUCUUUUGCAGCAGGGCUCCUCACAGUUUCAACCGCAAGCCUCCAAUCUGUUGGUGCAUACUCAAGACCAAGCUCUUUAAUGACAUCUGAUCCUGCUAGAAAUCUUUUUAGAAUAGCUUGUCACAUCCAGUUUUUUGCGUUGACGAGAUGGUUGCCAGUUACCUUGCCAGUUGAAUACUAUGAAUUUGCUAGAGGCCUGCAAUGGAGUGUUCCCUACUUCAGUCUCCCAUGGGAAAUGGGAAGCAUGCAUCAAUUUAUGAUGGGACCGGGUUCAACAACAGACCCUCAUUCAUACGGCUCUAAAAUCAAUGAUUUUGGAAUGAAGCCAGGCAAAUACAAUGUUAACAAAGCUGCAGCAUUAUAUGGGUUGCCACUUAGUCCUAUGGAAUAUAGAUCAAUCUUCGGGAGCCAGGAUCUUCUUCCGGAAGCUCAGUAUAUCGUGGAUCCAAAAUAUUCUAAUGGGUGGAGGGAUUUCAACAGAAGCAUGUUUUGGUUAGCUGUUAUUGGGGGCAGCUUGAUAUUGUUGCAUGCUUUGGUCCUUUUUGUUUUAAGACUGAGAAAGGACAGAGAAAAAAAGUGGAGCUAUGGAGCCUUGGUUUUUCCAAGAUUUGAGAUCUUUCUUACAAUUCUGGCUAUACCUUGCAUUUGCAAAGCCUCAGUAAAUGUAGUUAAAGGAGGAUCAUCUGCAGGAAUUGCUGUUGGCAUUUUGCUGUUGGGAUUAGUAUCAUUUCUAUUGUUAGCAUUGUUUUUGUUCCUCUCUAUUGGAAUAACAUUAGGGAAGCUACUGCAGUAUAAGGAGGUGCACCAAGUAGGGCAGAAAUUCCAUUGGUAUGAAGAAUUAGUCCGAGUUACCCUAGGUCCUGGUAAAAGAGGUCAGUGGACAUGGAAAAAUUCGCGCGAUUCUAGACAUAUAGUCAUGUUUGGGCCUCUGUUUGAGGAUCUAAGGGGUCCACCAAAGUAUAUGCUCUCUCAGAUUGCAGUAGGAAAUCCUAACAAGCAUCCUGACAAAGUCAUUGCAACAGACGAUGAGACGGAAGAUGCGGAAGCACCUUGCAUCCAGAAGUUGUUUGGGAUUCUAAGAAUAUACUUCACAUUUCUUGAAUUUGUGAAGCGUGUUUGCCUUGGAAUUGUUGCUGGUACUUAUUUGAAGAAUUGGUCUUCAAAAUCUCCCAUAGUUGUCCUGCUUACCAUCACUUCUUUCCAGCUAUUCUUCAUGCUUCUGAAAAAGCCUUUCAUUAAAAAAAAGGUUCAGCUGGUUGAGAUCAUCUCAGUUGCCUGCGAAACAGGUAUUUUCGCUGCUUGUAUUGUUCUCAUAGGAAGAGAUUCGUCCAGAAAUGAGACAGCAAUCGGUAUCACCAUGCUUGCGCUUUUCUUCAUAGCAUUUUUAUCUCAGCUUGGAAAUGAAUGGUAUGCAUUAUACAGACAGACAAAGAGACUCGGUGCUGAAAACAAGUCUUUCUGCUCUGGUCUGAAAGCAGCAUCAAUUGGAUUCCUCUUGUUUUUCAUUCCUCAAAGAUUGAUCAGAAAGCUUGAAAGCGGGUCUGCACUGUUAGAUCGUGUACUCAAGGAAACCGGGGAUGUUACUUCACCUUGUGACAGGAACCGGAGUUCUGGUAGUAGAAGCUCAGGUACUGAUAGACCAUGGCAUAAGCAAUUCAGAGAACUAGCAAAGUCCAGCUUUAGUAAAGAUAGUAAUGUAACUACAAGUGAUCCGUCAACAAGUCGUGUCAGAUGGAGUGGAUUCUGGAACCCUAAGAGAAGUGGGAGCUCAUCUAAGGAUUCAUCAGCAGACUUCAAGUCAAAACCAAGAGGAUUGCACAAAGAUUUAGAAGCUAUUUUUGCUUCCAAGUCAUAGACCUCUCUUAUUCAUACAACAAUAUGGAGUUCAUGAGACUAAUAUUCUGGCUUUACUGGUUACUAGACUACAAAGGUGGAUCUGAAGCGGGUUCUGUGGAUUCAACUGAACCCUUUGAUUUUAGUUCGAACUAUGUAACCAUGUAUUUGUAUGCAAAAAAAAGAAGAAGAAGAAAAUGUAUACAUAUAAUAAGACUACACUUAUUCUGAACUCAUUGACUUAAGUUGUAUCUGAGCUUAUGUAUUUAUAUUUUGGAUUGGAUUUGCCACUGCUUGACUGGUAUCUGUUCUUAUGUUUUUAGGAGGUUCAUGUUAUA